This is a messenger RNA of Prunus armeniaca (apricot), 495 nucleotides long. Lineage: Eukaryota; Viridiplantae; Streptophyta; Magnoliopsida; Rosales; Rosaceae. The record is from the annotation of a GenBank genome assembly.
AUGUUGUUUGAGGAAUGCAUUGCAAUUCUCCUUAAGAAAUUGCCACCAAAACUUAAGGAUCCAGGGAGUUUUACAAUUUCUUACAUUAUUGGAAAUUUACAUAUUGAAAAGGCUUUAAUUGAUUUGGGUGCAAGUAUUGACUUAAUGCCUUAUUCUGUAUUUCAGCAGCUAGGCAUUGGAGAUAUUAAACCAACUUUUGUGAGCUUGCAACUGGCUGAUAGGUCUAUGAAAUAUCCACUUGGAAUUGUUGAUGAUAUACUAAUCAAAGUGGAUCAAUUUGUGCUUCCAAUGGAUUUUAUCAUCCUUGACAUGGAGGAAGAUAGAGAAGUUCCCAUCAUUACGGGACGUCCUUUUAUGGUUACUGUUGGCACCAUCAUUGAUGUGAAGAAAGGUUUAUUGACCAUGACUGUACAAGGCCAAACUGUUGAGUUCAAGAUGUUUGAGGCCAUUAAGAAGCCCGUGGAGAUGAAUGAGUGUUUGUGUAGAUACCGUUGA